AUGAGCGAAUCAAAUAACCAAGAACGUCGAAAUGAAAUUACAAGAUGUCUCGAAUUAUUAAGUCCGUCCUCUUCUGACGACGCAAAAUUCGUCGCGCUUAUGCUUUUGCCGCGACUUUUACAGCAAGAUGAAGAAACUACAAAGAUUAUUUUUGAUGCAAUUGAUUUCAAGUUUUUGGAACGUUUAAUGAGGACCGAACGUUUUACGGAAGAAAAUUUGCCAGACUAUACCUUGAAAACGAUAGCUGUUCACAUAUUAUCUUGUUUCUGCGCUAUGGACGAAUUGCUGACGAAAAAACAGAUUCAUGCACGCAUUCCAACUUUAUCGACACUUUUACCUACAAACAUCAACGAAGAAUUAGCUCAGGAUAUUUUAAAGAUCCUUCUGAGGUUAGCUUCAGCGAAACAAGGCUUAACUCAAUUCAUUAACAACAAAGUUGUUUCAAACGUUUUGCAGCGCGCAAAAUCUUCUACAAAUGAAACGCGGGACAUGUCUCUGCAAGUAAUUUAUUACACCACCACCAGUGUCAUAGCGGAUUACCAUCUCUUUGAUUCAAAAAUCAUUCAAACAUUUUUACUUACGACAUUCGGAGAGUUAUCUGAAAUUUUACGAACCGACCAGACGAUGUUCAAAUUUAAUUGUCUUGACAUUUUUGUGCAAAUUUUUACGCAUAUGACGGAUCAAGUUGCACAGGAGAUGGUUCUUAAGGAUGAAUCGCAGACAAAUGUCUGGCUGCAAAAUGCGAAGUAUGGUUUGCGAGAUAUUUUAAGAAGCAAGAUAGGAAGCGAGCAGCGUGAUAAAGCUCUUUCUCUUAUUAUGUUGUUACUUCAUUAUUUUGAUGCAACUUGGUUGUUUACCCCGAAUAUCUCAUCAAAGAAAGAUCACCACUCAGUAGUCGAAAAUAUCGAUGAUUUUAAAUUUGCUGUUUUAGUAGUACAAUUAGCAUGUGUUGAAAUUCGUCUAAUGCUAGACGAAAUUUCCGAUAAGCUGGAGAAAAAAGAUUUUAAGCCUGUUGAACGCCACGAAGUUAUGUUACCGGCAUGCUAUACUAUUUUGGAGAAAUCGAUAGAACACUUAUCACAGAUCGAAAGCUCCCUGGAGAUUAACGAAAAUGGGAAUUCUACGGAUCCUACUAAAUCCAAGUUAGAUCCCGAACUACUGUUACGCUUGAAGUCCACAAUGGUCGAAACUUUUCGGAUUAUUAUGGAAUAUUUGUUGAAUAUCAAG
This is a messenger RNA of Acaulospora morrowiae, 1227 nucleotides long. The record is from the annotation of a GenBank genome assembly. Lineage: Eukaryota; Fungi; Glomeromycota; Glomeromycetes; Diversisporales; Acaulosporaceae.